Ostrea edulis (European flat oyster) is the source of this 1784-nucleotide messenger RNA. RefSeq names its product achacin-like. Bases 75 to 1658 code for a protein of 527 amino acids. The record is from RefSeq and is a predicted model, not a curated record. The transcript has 5 exons. Gene Ontology annotation, molecular function: oxidoreductase activity. NCBI's taxonomy places the organism in Eukaryota, Metazoa, Mollusca, Bivalvia, Ostreida, Ostreidae.
UAGAAUGCCAUAAAUCAUGUACCAUAUAUACAUACUUAAUUCAUUUGAAUUAUUUACGUUGAAUACAGGGGGAUAUGAUUUCUGGGACAAUCUGUUUUUCUAUUUUGUUUCUUUUUGGAUUGUGUAAAGGAGGUUAUGUUGAAGAUGUCACCAUUAUCGGGGCUGGAAUUGGUGGUACGUACACAGGAUGGAGACUCAGAGACAGAGGUUUACAGAUCGGGAUUUAUGAAUACUCCGAUAGAGUUGGAGGCAGGAUGUAUACAAGAACGUUCCCUGAUGCCCCGGAUCUCCCUGUAGAUUUUGGUGCCAUGAGACUCAAACCGGAAGAUCACCUCAGAAUGAUAAAAGCCGGUGGAGAGCUAGGUCUUUCUUUUGUUCCUUUUGUUGAGGAGAUGGGGCGACUUCCAGAACGUACGCUUCUAUUCUUUAGAAACACCCACCUCAGGAUUUCAGAAUUAGGGGGUCCACGAACUCCCUACAGACUCAGACCGGGGGAGCAAACAGACCCUUCCGAAUUAUCUCAGUAUCUGUCUGAAGCAUUUACAAAUUAUAACGGCACAUAUCCAAACACGGAACUGUUUACCGCUGUGACUUAUGACGGUGUACCAUUGUACCUUCAGAGCUACGAGGAUGUUAUACAGAAAACGGGAAUAAGCAACGAGGCAAUUAAUUAUAUUAUUGACAAUAACCUGUUCCACUCGGGACUCUUCGAAGGACAAAGUAUUUCAAGCUUCCCUAAAACACGAAGAGGAUUCGAAGAAAAUAGCAUUCGUACUGGUCUUCCACGUGUUGUCAGUGUCCCAACUGGGAUGGGGUCGUUCCCAGCAGGAUUUAUGAAACAAUUCCUUUUUUGGAAUCCAACAAGGCACAUGUAUCAUCCAAAUAGUCAACUCGUGAAAAUAACAAGAGCAGAAGGAGGGUACUACCUGCUGAAAUUCAAAAGAACAGUAACUGUCAAUGGUAAAACAAUCCCUACAGACGAGUGCUUCAGUGUGUACACACGAAAUGUGAUACUAGCUCUUCCAAAGGUACCACUGCAACAAAUUGAAAUGCCUGACUUUGACAAUCCUGUCUUCCAAUCAGCACUUGAUGCGGUGAUCGACAUGGAAGCAUCGAAGAUUUUCCUUGUUUAUGACUUUCCUUGGUGGCUUCGAAGGCCCUGUAAUAUAACAUUUACCCAUUCAGAUUUUCCAUACAGGCAGUCAAUGCACUGGGGGAUAUCCAGGACAGGAAAGGCCGUUCUUUUGGUGUCUUAUGCAGACUUUGAGGAUGUGCCAUUUUGGAGUCAUCUUCAACGAAUAGGAAAUGUUGUAAGCAAAAGGAACGACGACACUCGGGUAACGGACGAAGUUGUAAGGCAUGCACAUUUCCAACUGUCAAAAGUUUACGGCAUAGAUUAUAAGAAUAUCCCUAAUCCAGUGGAUGGAAUGAUGUUUGUGUGGGACAAAUAUCCUUUCAAUGGUGGUUGGGUAGAUUGGAAACCCGGAUCAAGAUGGUAUGAUAUUAAACAUUAUCUGACAGCACCGUUUCCUGGUGACAAUAUAUUCAUCGUCCAUGGUUAUUGGGGAGCAGAACACAAUGGAUGGGGUGAAAGCUCUCUAGAGGCCGCCGAUGAUGUACUAACUCAUUUCGGACUUCCGUCUUAUCUUGUUACCUAGAUCAGUACAAUACUAUAUUUACCUAAAAUAUUUUAAAAGCAUGUUGGUUGAGAGAAUUGUACAUCUAACAUUUAAGUAUGUAACUUCGAAUCCCAGUGAACUAGAAAUAAAAGACACCACAGAGUC